Molecule: messenger RNA, 1585 nt
Organism: Lotus japonicus
Lineage: Eukaryota; Viridiplantae; Streptophyta; Magnoliopsida; Fabales; Fabaceae
Product: F-box/kelch-repeat protein At3g23880-like
Exons: 1
Coding region: 414-1388 (324 amino acids)
Source: RefSeq, a predicted model, not a curated record
CCCUAACACCUAAUUAACCCUCAAACUAACCUUUGAGACUUGAUUAAACCCCAACCCUAACAAUUACCCAAAACUUAAUCAGAUCAGAAUACCCAUAUCCCUAAAUUAGAAACAGCAAGCCAUCGUUUCUUCUCCUUCUUUCAAGGGUGUUUGAGUAGGAGGGGCAGAACCGCAUUGAGCUUCCUCGCUAUGGCGCCGGAUAGUGACAACGAGGGCGAUGACAGAAACGGCGCCGUCUCAUUUCCGCCACGGGCACGGCAGCGCUUCACAACUUCCACCGAAACCCUAACACCACCUUCCUCUUCCAACCCUCCCGCCGGCGAUUCACUUCACGCGCCACCGCUUCCGUUCGACCUCGUGGUGGAAAUCCUCUGCAGACUCCCGGUGAAUUCCCUCUUGCGACUGCGCUGCGUAUGCAAAUCAUGGAAUUCUCUAAUCUCCGAUCCCAAAUUUGCCAAAAAACAUUCACCCGCCACCACCUCAUGACAAGCGACAUGGACGACUCACGCAAGUACCGUCUCAAGGCUUACCCGCUCCUCUCCGUUUCCGACGCCGUGCCCGCCACCGCAACUCAGCUUGAGUACCCUCUGAUAUAUGAAAGAGAUCAAAUCCUUGGCUCUUGCAACGGCAUCGUCUGUGUUGCCAACCGUCAAGGAGGUUUUGCUGUUUUCUGGAACCCUUCCACUCGGAGAUUCAAAAAGUCCCCACCAUUGGAAAAUCCACGGAUACCUGGUAGUUACGCAGCAUAUGGUUUCGGUUAUGAUCAUUUUGCUGACAGUUACAAUGUAGUUGCAGUUUUCUGGUAUGAAUACAAAAUGCGAGUGAAGGUUCAUACUUUGGGUACAAAUUGUUGGAGGAUGAUUCAAGACUUCCCUUCUUUUUGUGUCCCUCAAUCAGCAGUAUUUGUGAGUGGCAAGCUUAAUUGGUUGGCACUGGCAUCCGAAUCUGUUGCGAAUUUGCAGCGGGUACGUUGGGUUAUUAUUUCUCAGGAUUUGGGGAAGGAGUGUUAUCAAGAACUUUUGCUGCCUGGUGAUUAUGAAGAUGAUGGUGGGAAACAGGCUACGAAUUUGCAGGUGUUGAAGGAUUGCUUGUGCGUGUACAUCCUUUCUCCCCGUCGCAGGAUUUGUGAUAUUUGGCUUAUGAUGGAGUAUGGAAGGAAAGAGUCUUGGACUAAAUUAUUCACUGUUCCUGACCCGAAUAUAUGUUUCUCAGGCACCAAAAUACUUCAUAUUUCCAAGGAAGAUGAAGGGCUGGUGGUUAAAGAACAUGGAAUCUUAUAUCUUUACAAUUUUAGAGACAACACUUUUAAAAUUCUCCCAAUUCGAAACAUCGAAGAUUGGACGGUCCCGGUGGUCUAUGUAGAAAGUUUGAUAUCACCUUGUUUUUGAUAUUAGGAUGUAGAUGCUAUGUUUGAAGAAUCCUUCACUCAAUUAACUAACUAGACCUUACAUGUUUUCAUCUUAUGUUCGUUCUAAUUACUUUUUGAUCAUUGUUAAUUGAAAGUUGACAGAAUCUGCAACAUGAGAAACUGAUAUGUUAAUUUCAGUUAGAGUUUGUUGUUUAUUUCGUCAUGUAUUCUGUUUUA